Molecule: messenger RNA, 666 nt
Organism: Fragaria vesca subsp. vesca
Lineage: Eukaryota; Viridiplantae; Streptophyta; Magnoliopsida; Rosales; Rosaceae
Product: putative receptor-like protein kinase At3g47110-like
Exons: 2
Coding region: 1-666 (221 amino acids)
Biological process (GO): protein phosphorylation
Molecular function (GO): ATP binding; protein kinase activity
Source: RefSeq, a predicted model, not a curated record
AUGCCUAAUGGGAGCCUUGAGAAGUGGUUAUAUUCUCAAACCUUGUGUUUGAACAUCCUGCAAAGAUUGAGUAUUAUGAUAGAUGUUGCGUCGGCAUUGGAAUACCUUCAUUAUGGCUAUGAAUCAAUAAUUGUUCACUGUGAUUUGAAGCCUAGCAAUAUCCUACUCGAUGAGGAUAUGAGUGCACAUGUUGCUGACUUUGGCAUUGCAAAACUCUUGUGUGGAAUAGAUUCCAUGACUCAAACUAUCACUCAAGCCACAAUCGGAUACAUGGCCCCAGAGUAUGGAAUGGAAGGAAUAGUUACUAGAAGAGGGGAUGUGUACAGUUUUGGUAUCGUGUUGAUGGAAACAUUCACUGGAAAGAAGCCAACGGAUGAGAUCUUUGUUGGGGAAAUGAGUUUGAAACAAUGGGUUGCAAAUUCACCAUUGCUUAAUGCUGUGGAUGCCAACUUACAAGUGACACAAGCAGAGGAUGUUGUGAACGAGAGCGAGUGUAUGUCAUCCAUAAUGAGAUUAGCUCUAGCUUGUUCCGCAGAAUCACCGGAAGAGAGGGUGACUAUACAAGGAGCUCUAGCCACGUUGCAGAAGAUCAAGAUCAAGUUUUUAAAUGACACUACCGGAGGUGUGGUGUUGAACCGUUGUCUUGUUAAGCAGUCCUUUAUUUGA